Molecule: messenger RNA, 3550 nt
Organism: Darwinula stevensoni
Lineage: Eukaryota; Metazoa; Arthropoda; Ostracoda; Podocopida; Darwinulidae
Source: the annotation of a GenBank genome assembly
AUGCCAUGCAAGCGGGGAGAUUCUAUCCGUGACAUGCUCGAGGAGGGUGGAGUGACAAUGAACGGGCCAAACUCGGAGAAUCCGCCAGAUUACGGUAUGGAUGAAGACGAGGAGACGAAGCGAAUGAAAAUGAGGCCACCCGAUAUCGACGCCGAUGUGAGGGAGAUGGAACGACGAAAACGAGUCGACUUGAUCAUGAACAGCCGAGCCUUUCGUGACGAGCUUGAGAGGAUAAUUGAAGAGCAAAUAAAGGAGGGCUAUACGCCUGCCUCCCUCGUGGCUUUGCAACAGCUCUAUGAUCUCUCGGCGCUUCCGGGGAGAUUCGGAGCCAUGUCCACUGGAAGAUGUGGAGCUGGUUCCAUAAUCCCGAUCGCAGACAUUCGAGGCAUUGAUUGCUUUUCCUAUGCCAAAGGAGAAAAGCUUCUAAGAUGCAAGCUAGCAUCAGUGUACAGGCUGGUUGACCUUUUCGGGUGGUCACAAGGCAUCUAUAAUCACAUCACACUGCGCACAAGUCAAGAUCAGGAGCAUUUCUUGAUCAACCCCUUUGGAUUGCAAUACCAUGAAGUCACUGCAUCCAGUCUUGUGAAAGUGGACAUGCAAGGCAAUGUAAUUGAUCCUGGUACAACCAACUUUGGUAUCAACUUGGCUGGGUUCAUGUUGCACUCAUCCAUUCAUGCUGCUCGUCCUGAUAUCAAAUGCAUUCUUCACUUGCAUACCCCAUCUGUUGUUGCUGUUUCUUCAUUGAAGUGUGGCCUACUGCCUGUGAGUCAGGAGGCUUGCUUGGUUGGUGAUGUGAGCUACCAUGAAUACCAGGGUUUGGUAGUGGAUCCCUCAGAGAAGGAAUCCAUAGCCAGGGAUCUUGGCCCUGUCAAUAAGGUUAUGCUUCUGAGGAAUCAUGGAGCUGUGUGUUGUGGUGAGAGUGUAGAAGAGGCCUUCUACAAUACCUAUCACCUUGUUCUGGCAUGUGAUUCUCAGUUGAAGUUGAUGCCAGUUGGAGUGGAGAAUUUGGUAUUGAUCUCAGAAGAGGCACAGAAGACUGCCUAUGAGCAAUCAAGAAGAACAGGAGGAGCAGGUGGAGUGGACAGCAAUACAAGUAAAGCCGAUUCAUCCCUAAACACAUCAGGUGAAGGAGGAACUGUGGCUGGGAGGAGAGAGAGGAAAUGGCGAGUAGGGGAAAUGGAAUAUGAGGCCCUCAUGAGAAUGCUUGACAAUUCUGGUUAUCGCACUGGGUACAUGUACAAGCAGCCUCUUGUGAGAGCUGAACCCCACAGGCACAAGAGUGAUGUUGAGGUCCCACCUUCAUCAUCUUCCUACACAUAUAUUUUUGAUGAGGAGGAUUUAUUCAAGUUCAGUCCACUGAAGAAAAUCCUAGAGGGGCGGAAGAACGCUGAUCGGAGUCGAUGGUUGAACUCCCCAAAUGUGUACCAAAAAGUGGAGGUCCUGGAGACUGGGACAAAUGACCCAAAGAAGAUUACGAAGUGGGUGGCAGAGAGUUCUCCAACCCACGGCACUCCUAUUAAAGUGGAAGACCCACUUCAAUUUGUACCCAAGAACACUGACCCUCGGGAGUUCCGUCACAAGCAGAGACAGAUCAAAGAGAACAGGCGAGCAGGAGGUGUCUCUGCUGGUCCUCAAUCAAAUGUUUUGGAAGGAAUUAGCUGGGAAGAGGCCAGAAAAAUGCAGGAGGGUGCUCUGAACACAUCAGGGGACCAAGUUGUGAUGGUUGGUGCAGCUUCUAAAGGAAUCAUUCAGCGAGGGUAUCAGCACAAUGCAGUAGUCUUUAGGGCUCCCUAUGCAAAAAAUCCAUUUGACGCUGUGACGGACGAAGAGCUGGAGGAAUACAGGCGUAUUGUAGAAAGGAGGCAGAGGGGGGAACCCAUUGAAGAUGAAGAUCCUGCCACAAACCAGGACUCUUCAAUGGCAUCUCAGCUUUCCCCUCCAACAUCUCCUAUUGUAGAGGAUACAACACCUCGUGUCCUCACUCUGGAAACUAAAGUGGCGCCUUCACCCGGGAGAGCGGAGAAGCAAAUUCUCUCCUCUCAGGUGCAUGCUGGAUUUCACCUUUUUCUAAUCUUCCUUCUUCUGGCAUCUGUUUCUCUUUCUGCUUGCCCCAUGCCAGAUGAACCCCAUGUCCAACAUAUGCCUAGUGUCAGUGAAGAGGACCCCCAAAACACAACAGAUGGGGAAGUGACUAUGAAUGGUGAUGAUCAUGAUGGGAGAGUGUCCCACAGCAGCAAAGAAGGAUCACCCAGCAAGGAUGUUUCAACUACGGAGGAAUCAUCAAGAACAGAAAAGAAGAAGAAGAAGAAGGGGAUUCGGACACCUUCCUUCCUGAAGAAGAAAAAAGACAAGAAGAAAGGAGCCGGGACUGAGUGCGUGACCCUGCUACCACUGCCAGAGACAGCGAGAGAGAGCCUGCCCAAUGACAUUAUAUGGAUUCUGAUGGGGAUGAGUGAAAUAGCCAUAAAACAAUGCCAUUCUCCUUAACAACUUUGUUCCAUGCCCUUGAGAAGUAUCCCUGUAGGACUGCAAAAAAUAUGAAAGUCAGACCCCAAGAAGAGGAAAAUCAGGGAAUGUAAUUCAUCACUUGUGUGAUGGGAACUGUUUUUCAAUGGUGUGUGUGAUUGAAUUGGCUGUUUUUCAUCAAUGAACAUUUGAGUGUCUCCUAGAGGUCUGGGGAGGGAAAUUUCAAACAUCCCCCCCAGAAUUCAUUUGCCGGUGAGCAUGCUUCUCUUUCCACGCUUAUCUUACCUUGGAUCAUUAAAUUGUGAGGAAAUAGGGAGUUCCUCAGUGUUCUUUCAUCACACUCCAGUCCAUAAUUUCCACCUGUCAUUGAUAGGCUUGAUUUUGGAACACUCCCUUCCCUUCCAUUUCAAUGAUGUAGUCUGCAGUCUCUGAAGGCAGUUGCAUAUCAGCCUUCAUUUUAUAGGUAUUCAUGGCCUCUUAAUAUUCAGAUAUGAUUUGCAUAAAAUCCAUGGAAUGAUGGGCUACCACUUUUUCCCCUGCCCUUGUACAGGAAGCAUGCUGGCUGUUGAAAGAAAGUAAAAAAGGCUUGUGCUUGCUUCCGUGGUUGAGGAUGACUAGACUCAUUCUCCUUUGCUUAAAGCAAAGUCAGUUAGUUGUUUUUUUUUAUAUCAAGUUUGCAGAUAAUUAUGUGCAGAUAUUAGAUUAUUCUGGAGUCCAGGAAUGAUGGAUGAAUGCAUCAUUAUGGCAUUCGAUGAAGGAAUGUCUUGCUUGUGUCAUGUUUCCUCAGUUUCUAUCACCAUGAAGUUUGUUGGAAAACUUCUCUUUGAGAUGCAGUUUUCUUUUUUAUAUGCAGCUGAGAACAAAUCAUACUGUUUCUGCAGCAAGUUUCAAAUUCUUGCCAAUAAUUUUUUUUUAAUUUUCACCUAGAUCAAAUAGAUGUAAUUCCCAGAUUGGUAAUUCUCAGCUUUUUGUGUUGGUGCAGCUUUUUCCCUCUCUUUGAAGUGUGUGGUCUGAAGUGUGCAAAUUGCUUCCUUGUGUAUGUGUGGAUGAGUCCAAGAAUUCAAAAGGAAAUUUUUUCUUCAAA